UACUGCCAACMUUAAGGCUGGUGGCAAAAAGAAACUUAGCAAGGCUGAACGACUGCAGUUACAGAAAGAAGAAGAAGAAAGGCGGCUGAAAGAGGAAGAGGAAGCCCGAGUGCAGGCUCAGCAAGAGCUAGCAGCAAGACUUGAGAAGGAGAGACUUGACCGAGAGCAGAUGGAAAGGCUCGAGGCAAAAGAUAAAGAGCGAAGGGAGUCUGAACUUGCAGAACUUUGUUUGUUAGAAGAGAAGUUCGCGUCUGCAGAGAAGUGGAAAACAGAUUAUAGAGCGUAUGCGAAGUGGGAGCAUUACAUUGGUUGUGAUGGAAGUCCUGACCCAACUGUGCUACAAGAAAUAAAUACUUUCAUGAGCUUGUGGCGUGAAGAACCAAAUGAGGACAUUCAGUUUGUGAUGGAGAAGGGAAAAGAAGUGCUAAAUUUAAUUGAGAAGUUGCAGUUUCUUUUAUUGGACACACCACCAGAUGAGAUAACAGAGAAAGAAAGAGUUCAGUACCAGGGAACAAUUUUGGACUUGCAGAAUCUUCUUCAUCAGAAGUACAAUGGAGCAACAGAGCGCCUGCUUAAAACAGAUGAUAGUAUGUCUGAAGAUAAUGACAGUGGAAAUAUGCAGGUGGUCAUAAAGGAUAAUAAUGUUGCACUCUGUAUUUGGGCAAAUUUGAAGAAGAAUAUAAGGUUCAAAUCCCACGUGUUUCUGGAGACAAAGCAUGGAUUUGACCUUCCGAAGUCGCUGGCUGUGAGCAGCAUCGCUGUGCGCAUCUUUCACACUCACUACGAUCACGUCUCUCCGCUGUGGCUGCAGUGCCAGCGUGCCCCAAAGCUGAAAGUCUCUGAUUACAGAGAAGCAACUGGAGACGUGAAAGARGGGGUAGGAGCAGCAGCAGAAGAGGAGCAGAAGGCUGAAGGGGAGCCCAGCACAGCCACCGAGGAGGAAAUGCAUUCUGAGGGGCUAAAGAGGACUAACUCAUUCAAAGAAAAUGCUGAUGACAUAGCUGGUGGAAAUGAGAAGACAGAAGAGGCAACUGAGAAGAUAUCAGGCAUCACUGAUGUACCRUCACAAGCGGUGCUGGAAGAGGCCGGUGCUGCAGAGGAGCAGGUUCCCGACGCCAACGUCGUUGACCUGUGGCAGUGGGUGCCCGUGGGCGGCGUCUUCCACACGGCCGCGCUGCAGCUGCCACCAGCGGCCAGGGAGCUCCGGARCUGGCGGAUGGUGGAGGUCCUCGAGCGGGGAUUAGAAGAAUAUCCGUAUCCCCCGGAAUCGGAGGAGACUUCGGAAGAUGCCACCCAUCUGCCCAUAGAGAUCACGCUGAGCCUGCCUGAMCACGUGCUCUAUUUUGAGGCCCCUGUAAUAGCCCGCUGGGAUGCUGCAGGCCAACAGUGGCGAACAGAUGGCAUCAGCAACACAACAUAUGAAAAAGAACAGAGGAAAGUCCAUUUUGAGAUGGAUGCCUUUUAUACGAUAGCCUUGCUCCAGGAUGCUCACAUCAACAUGCCUUAUCAGGCUUGGGAAUUGCGCCCUACUGGUACCGAUGAAUUAUUACUUAUAGUUACUACAGCCUUUGCAGAGGUUCAGAUACAAGUUAAGGAACAUCAGUGCAUGUUGGCUUCAGUCACGGUAGAAGAGAAGAAAGUGCUUUCCCUGUUGACAGGAAAAUGGAUGAGUCCAGUCCACCUAACAGUACUUUUGAAAAAGACUGGUAUAAAUAUUUUCCCAGGAGAGUAUUCUCACAAGUAUAUCUGUGUGAACAAAAAGGCUCCCCUAGCAGAAGUUAGGGCAUAUCAACAAAUGGGACUUGUUGCAUCUGCUUUUGCUUUCAGUUGGAGCAAAUGGAAUCUGGAAUCAGGGGAAGAACAAAUAGUGGUGAAGGUAAGUGAGCAUCUUAAAGCAGAGGCUGUUAAAGAUGAAGACUGGUCUCUUUACAUGUUUAAUGGUCAGAGAGCACAGAGGCUCAAGAUCACUGAAGCUAGUGAGGCUUUUUCAGAAGAGCUAGAAGAUGACUCUGAAUUUCACUCCACCCUCUACCAUAUGCUUAAAGACUUUGCCAGCAAUGAAGCCAUCAAGAAAGUCCAAACAGCUGGCUUCCUGUUCACUGAUACUGUAUAUCAGCUGCUCCUUGCUACAAGAGUAUUAACAUACUCUUAAGCAGACUCUUAAAUACUGCA
This is a messenger RNA of Nothoprocta perdicaria, 2172 nucleotides long. RefSeq names its product cancer susceptibility 1 (gene DNAI7). Lineage: Eukaryota; Metazoa; Chordata; Aves; Tinamiformes; Tinamidae. Gene Ontology annotation, cellular component: axoneme. The transcript is spliced from 14 exons. Bases 170 to 2152 code for a protein of 660 amino acids. The record is from RefSeq and is a predicted model, not a curated record. Gene Ontology annotation, molecular function: microtubule binding; beta-tubulin binding.